GAUGACCGAUCCUGGGUACAGCCCAUACUCAAGGCUGACCUUGAGGCAGCACCUGUUUGCCUCUUCCCGCUGACGCAGCAUGUAGCUCGAUCACCCGGGCCCAGCUCGCCGCGACAGAGCCCCCAGGGUCACUGGAGCCUCUUUGAGGAUCGGCGGAACAAGCCAGGGUGGAUCUGCAACACCACGAACGGCGAGGAGAUCAUUUUCGACUUGAACUUCAGUGCCAAACCCAUGAUAAUGGUGCAAUACCUACGUUCCUACGCGAACAUCGGCGAUGCGAACGUCACGGUGUACAGCCCCUGGAUUUGGAAGUCUACGUCCUACAAGAACCUUCGAGGCCACCACUGGCGAAUGAAUGCGCCAUGGGCUGAGAGGAUAUCCGUCACGCAGAACGCCUUCUUCAGGGCCGUCAAGCAGUCAAGUGGUCUGGGCGGAAGUCCGGACAGUGGGCGGAUCUCUUUCCGGCUAGUGAAGGGGCCAAAGUUCAAGAUCCUCUCAGUGAUCUCCUGCUGA
Molecule: messenger RNA, 513 nt
Organism: Symbiodinium pilosum
Lineage: Eukaryota; Dinophyceae; Suessiales; Symbiodiniaceae
Source: the annotation of a GenBank genome assembly